Erythranthe guttata (spotted monkey flower) is the source of this 900-nucleotide messenger RNA. NCBI's taxonomy places the organism in Eukaryota, Viridiplantae, Streptophyta, Magnoliopsida, Lamiales, Phrymaceae. The record is from RefSeq and is a predicted model, not a curated record.
AUGGACGAUGGUUGUGAUGUUGGCGGCGGCCGAGACACUCUGCCUGCUAUAAAGAUCGACGGCGGUGGUAGUGGUGGUCAAGAUUCUUUGCAGGCAGUAGUGCGCGAACAUGGUGGUGGCCAAGAAUCUUUGCAGACGGUAAUGGAAAUUGGUGGUGGCGGUGGUGAUAAUUUGCCUGAAAAAAUAACUCACCCUUUUGAUGAAAAACAUGUUUUAACCCUUCUAUCGGAGCCGGCUUACGGAGAAGGCCGAUUCCAAUGUGAUGCAUGUUCGGAAAGAGGAAAGGGCUACUCCUACCAUUGUCAACCUUGCGGCAUUGAUUUGCAUGUACAUUGCGCCAUGUUACCGUUAUCCGUCACGCAUGGCUCACACGUGCACAAGCUCAACCUUACUUUUGAGUCACCUUAUCCUGAGAAGAAGUUUUCCUGUGAUAUAUGCACGAGCAUUGGUUCGUGUCAAUGGCUUUAUACGUGCAAAUCUUGUGGAUUUGAUGCCCAUGUGAAAUGUGCCACCACCGAAGAUGAUGCUUCACCCGCCCACACCGCGUCAAAGUCUAUAGAGCCGAUGAAGUGGCGACAAGAGACCUCGGUGGCCCCUAUAACAAAAAUGGGUUUUCCGGAGGCCCAAGUAUCGGUUAAUGUGCCUCGUUUUGGGGUCGGCAGACAAAACAGUGGAUUAACGACAAUUCAGCAAAUGAAAAUCAACGACAAUAGAGCAAAUACAACAAUGGCUCAGGGAUUGAUGGGAUUGGUUAGAAUAUCUAACAGUGUCAUCGGUGGUGAUGGCGGUUAUCAACAAUCAUUAAUUGGAGAUGGAAAUGGUAUUAAUUUUCUUGCAGGCUUAUUUGAAGGAUGACUUCUCACUGUCCAUGAAUCUUGAAGGAUUGACCGUUCAUGUGCU